Amaranthus tricolor (Joseph's coat) is the source of this 3631-nucleotide messenger RNA. Its product is annotated as AUGMIN subunit 6. The coding region runs from base 622 to 2829 and encodes 735 amino acids. Gene Ontology annotation, molecular function: microtubule binding. Gene Ontology annotation, cellular component: mitotic spindle microtubule; HAUS complex. Gene Ontology annotation, biological process: spindle assembly. The transcript is spliced from 13 exons. Lineage: Eukaryota; Viridiplantae; Streptophyta; Magnoliopsida; Caryophyllales; Amaranthaceae. The record is from RefSeq and is a predicted model, not a curated record.
UAUAGACAAUGUCAUUUACUUAUGUUCAACAAAAAUCUUCCCAAUCAUAGGGUCAUAGUCUGAGAAUUACUAAUAGGCUAUAUUUUAUGUACGACAGAAAAUAACAAUUUAUUGAAGUGCAAAACCCCGCAAAUAGAAAAUAAUUUAUAAGACAAAAAUUCCCAUUGAAAAUAAAUUCAUGUCUCAAACAUUUAUUUAAAUGGCAUUAGUAUAGGAUUUUGGGUUUACUAAGCCAUUACUAUUUACUACGAGUAGAGUUGUUUGUUAAGAUUAUCAAAUUUGCUUGGGGUUAAGUGUUUCGAACCGGUUUAAAAUCAGAUUUAGUAUACACAUUAUUUUCCACACAUUUUAAAAUUCAUUUGAAGUCGGGUCAAAAUAUUAUUUGAUUAUAAAAUCGGGUAACUAUCGAAUCGUUAAAUAUAUUUCGGACAUUUUGAGCAAAAAUUCCAAAACAACCCCUAAUUUGUUUAGCAUGAAUCAAAUCAAGUAACACAACAGUAUUCUAUUCUUUUGUUGCCAAUAGAAGUGUCUUUCUUUUUAAAAUCCCAGAAUUCAAAAUCAAGGAGAGAGAGAGAACAAGAAGGAAAAACACAGAAGAGAGAGAGAAACACAGAGAGAGGAAUGACGAUGGACAGAGAAAAGGAAAGAGAAAUCGAGCUAGAAAGCGCAAUGUACACUAAUUGCUUACUUUUAGGUCUUGAUCCCUCCAUUAUCGGUCUUGUUGGCACCAAUACUACUCCUAGAGUUGGUCUUUUCCGCCAUUCUAAUCCUAAACUUGGUGAACAACUUCUUUACUUUAUUCUUUCUUCCCUUCGCGGCCCUGUUCAAUCUGCUAAGGAUUUUGAUAGAGUAUGGCCGAUUUUUGAUUCUGCUCAGUCGCGUGAUUUUAGAAAGGUAGUACAAGGGAUAAUUAGUGAACUUGAAUCUCAAGGUGCUCUUCCAAGGAGUAAUUCUAGGGUUUCUUCCCUUGCUACUUGUUGCGGACCCAGAUUUGUUGAACUUUUAUGGCAACUGUCUCUACAUGCCUUACGUGAGGUUCAUCGACGAACUUUUCCAGCUGAUGUUGCUUCCAAUGCAUUGCCUAGUUCCCUAACUGAUGUGGCAUUUUCGCAUGCUGCUGCACUUCUUCCUGUAACAAAAGCGAGGAUAGCUCUUGAACGGCAGCGGUUUCUGAAAAAUGCAGAAAGUGCCGUCCAGAGGCAGGUGAUGUGGUCAAGUUUGGCGCAUGAGAUGACUGCAGAGUAUCGUGGUCUCUGUGCAGAAGAGGCAUUUUUGCAGCAAGAGCUUGAAAAACUUCAAGAUUUGAGAAACAAAGCCAAGAUGGAAGCAGAAAUAUGGGAUGAACGCGCACCUGGCUCUAGUCAAAGUUCUCAUUUGGUCUCCAAAGCUACUCGAUUAUGGGAUUCCUUGUUAUCUCGUAAAAGCCAGCAUGAAGUUCUUGCAUCAGGACCAAUAGAGGAUUUAAUAGCCCAUCGAGAACACAGGUAUCGUAUAUCUGGUUCGGCUCUGCUUUCUGGUAUGGAUCAAAGCUCACAGGUUUUGUUGGGGGAGCUUGGAGACCAAUCAAUAGUUCAUCAAGAUGAGGAAGAGCCAAUUGAUGUGUCAUCCGCCAAUUUGAACAGAGAAAUGUCAAGAACAAGUGUAGAUUCUUCCCAUUCGCAAACUAACAAAGAUAGUCUAUCAGAUGACAGAGGUGGAAGAGGUCAUCCGACUGUUGAUGUUGCUGAAAUCCUAAGACGCUGGACACAUGCCUUGCAACGAAUCCAUAAGCAAUCACUUCAAUUGGCAAAAGCUAAUGAUGGAGAGGGUCCGGAAAUCCUGCGAAGUGCACAAGCUGGCGGAACAGGUCAUGCUGAGUGUUUAGCAGCGACUCUUGUUGAACAUCGACAGCACUUGGCAAGCAUACAGGUGUUAAUAAAUCAACUGAAGGAAGUUGCCCCUGCCAUUCAAAACUCUAUUGCAGAUCUCACUGAAGAAGUCAACAAUGUUUCCUCUAGUUUUCCUUUAAUGAAUAAACUUUCUGGCCAGUCUAAUAUGCCUGUGCAAACUCAAAACAGUGGGAAGACAAUGGUUGGUCGAACCGAUGAUAUUUCUGAAGUUACAUCAAAAAUGUCCAGUGUGCAUCUCGAGAAGGUGGUCGCAAGCCCAACUUUAAAGCUUCCUCCCUUGUUUAGUUUGACACCUAAUUCAACCGGGAAAGUGGGAAGCGUCCAAAAGAGUUUCUCAUCUCCAGUCAAGCCUGUAGAUAAUUUAUUAGAAAGGAAGAGUGUUGACAGUGCAUUAUUGAAUAAUACAAUGGAUAAUUUGCCAGAAGACACAGAUUCUUUAUAUGUUCAGAAGUUUAAGCGGUCAGUCCGAGAUGCUGCUUUGGCGACAAAAUCAUGUGAUUAUGAGUCCUCACGUGAUAGCCACUCAGAAGAUGGUUCAGAACACUUCUUUGUGCCACUUUCUGCUUCAGGGACUCCUUCUCUGGGUGCGGAACAAAGGGGAUUUGUAGGUAGGACCGAUCGAUUGUUUGCAUCUGAAGCUGAAUCUUUCCUUGGGAAUUCUAUUCUUGACAAUUGUGGAGGCAAGAAGUUUGAUGAGUCUGAUGCUUUCAAUGAAUGUGACUCACUCUCUGAAUAUGACCGAGUAAAUGGGUUUUUGUCAUCUGCUGCGUGUUCAAAUUAUGCAGCUUCUGAGUCUCAAACAUCUUUCUAUGACCUUGAUGACACUCCUGAUCAAGUCUUCUCUCCGCCUUUACUAAUGGAAACAUCGUUGCUAGCAGAUUCAUAUGAAGAUUUACUUGCUCCACUUUCAGAAACAGAUGCUGCUUUAAUGGAUCAUUAGUCAGUGUACUUUCUGUUUCGGGAACACUUUUGUUUAUAUCCCUACGUCUCAAUGGUUCUGGGUUGAAAUAUCCGUGAUGUUUGUUUCCAGAUUAUGCAUUCAUUUCUUCUAUACCAAAUCGGGAAUGUGAAUACACAUGCAAGCAUAAAUUUGAUUAAAGCCAAAUUCUUGGCCUCGAGUUUAAUGAGGUUGGGACAAAUGGGAUUUUAAAGUCAUCCCGCUUAAUGGUGACAACGAGACAGGGUUGCGAAGCCAGAUGGUUGUAGUUAGCUCAGCUUAGGCUGAUGCCUCUUGUGUUGGUCAUGGCUAUGAAUCAGUUACCAUCCUGCAAAAGAUUUGUACAGCAGUUGUGUUGCAAAGGAAAUCGGAAAUGGUGUGUGCAGUGUGCUGUAUGAUAGAUUUGUGUAUUUUGUGGUUUGUUUUGCUGGAGAGCGUGCUAUUUGUUCUGGGAAAGAACGUUUCAAAAAGAAUUUAUGUUUUGAUGAAGCGGAUAUUUUCCAAGUUCUUUGAUAAUAGGCUGCUGGAUUCAUCACUGAAGAUCGUUCAUUUAACAAGAUUCAGUAUGAUUGGUGUUUAGGAUGUAUUGCAUUAGGUUGUAUAAUUGUAUGAUUGUAUCCCGUAUGUCGAACGAUUUUCCCCUUUCUCAAGUCUCCAGAUAUUGUACGAUACAUUUUGUAAACAUAAAUUGAUACCUACACGACUGCGUGUCAUGUAUUAGUUUUUUUGUUAUCAUGUAGCGUUAUAGCAUAACUACUUUGGAGCUUUUUUUUUUUGAAAUUUAAGAGCAAGAUUACUCCAAAAA